Scophthalmus maximus (turbot) is the source of this 2160-nucleotide messenger RNA. RefSeq names its product nuclear receptor subfamily 5, group A, member 5 (gene nr5a5). The coding region runs from base 167 to 1822 and encodes 551 amino acids. Gene Ontology annotation, biological process: regulation of transcription by RNA polymerase II; tissue development; hormone-mediated signaling pathway. The transcript is spliced from 7 exons. Gene Ontology annotation, cellular component: RNA polymerase II transcription regulator complex. Lineage: Eukaryota; Metazoa; Chordata; Actinopteri; Pleuronectiformes; Scophthalmidae. The record is from RefSeq and is a predicted model, not a curated record. Gene Ontology annotation, molecular function: zinc ion binding; nuclear receptor activity; RNA polymerase II cis-regulatory region sequence-specific DNA binding.
UCGAAGUCCACCUGUGGGCCUCAAACAACCAUCAGUCCACCAGGGCUGAUUGGCCUGCCUGUUGGCCUUUCUCUGUCUUGCCAGCGGCGUCUGUCUGGUCUCCUGAUCUCUGCGACAAUGACGGUCAGGCUGGACUGACUGUGGAGUUCAAGACCCACCUGCCAUAAUGGACCUGGCAGAUUAUCACCCACAGCUGCCCCAGCCUCUCGUCCACCACCCUGGCAACUGUCCGGACAAUCGGAUAAAUUCGGAGGGAUCAUCAACAUGUGAGUGUGAGAUGGAAGUUCACUCUCAGGAGAUCAAGACAGAGCCGAACAGCAGGUCAGAGUCAGAGGGGAACUGUCCCAUCUGUGGAGACAAAGUGUCAGGAUACCACUAUGGACUGCUCACUUGCGAAAGCUGCAAGGGAUUCUUUAAACGCUCAGUGCAGAACAACAAGCAUUACACCUGUGCAGAACAACAGAGCUGCCCUAUGAACCUUUCCCAGAGGAAACGAUGCCCUUUCUGCCGCUUCCAGAAGUGUUUGGCUGUGGGCAUGAAAAGAGAAGCUGUAAGAGCAGAUCGUAUGAGAGGUGGCCGGAAUAAAUUUGGCCCUCUGUAUCGACGGGACAGGCAGAUGAAACAGCAAAGGGGAGAUUCCCAGGCUAACACUGCUCCCUACAGGAUUAAAAUGGAAACUACACAAAUACACUGGCCCUCAGCUGCAAAUGACCUUCACCCAAUGAGCAGUCACACAAGCACUUUGUUGCCCUCUGAUGCUUUUCAUCAAUCCCAUGUGUAUCCCUCUGGCAUGGGGCAGUCGGGAGUGUCCAUACCUCUUGAGUGCACAAUGAAAACAGACAGGGUGCUCACGCCUCCAUCCUUGCCCUGCUCUGGACUGUACUUCCACACACUCCCGGGAUUUGUCCAGGAGAAAGGAGAAAUCGCUUUUGGCUGCAGCGCGGGUCCUGCAAGUUAUCCAAUUCACCCAACUCCCAACAGUUCAUUCACACUAACAGGCACGCCAGCAUCAUCCCCCUGCUCAACACCAUGCUCAACCACACCUCUCUCCCAAGCACUUAUCCAAACCCCAGACACUCCCCCACCAGCCACUCUUACAAGCAAUUUCUUAAGCCAAAUCCUGGAGGGUGAGCAGGAUGAGAGUCAGUUGUGUGCCAAGGUCCUGGCCAGCCUGCAAAGAGAACAGGCCAAUCGAGGCAAACACGACCGCCUGAAUACAUUCAGUAUCAUGUGUAAAAUGGCUGACCAGACUCUGUUUGGUGUUGUGGAGUGGGCCAGGAACACUGCGCUCUUCAAGGAGCUCAAGGUGGAGGACCAGAUGGUGCUGCUGCAGAGCUGUUGGAGCGAGUUGCUGGUCCUGGACCACCUCUGUAGACAGGUGGCCUACGGCAAAGAGGGGUGCAUAUAUCUGGUCACAGGACAACAGAUUGAGGUGUCGACCAUCGUCUCUCAAGCAGGAUUGACACUGAGUAGCCUGGUAGCGAGGACCCAAGACCUUGUGUCCAAACUGAAGACACUCCAGCUAGACAGACAUGAUUUUGUCUGUCUCAAAUACUUGGUGCUAUUCAACCCUGAUGUGAAAAAUGUCCAGAGUCGCAGGCAGGUGGAGCAGACUCAAGAGGAGGUGAACAGGGCCCUGAUGGAACACACCCAGCGAAGUCACCCAGGACACUCAGAUAAGUUUGGCCAACUGCUGCUUCGCCUGCCUGAGGUACGCAGCAUUAGCCUGCAGGUUGAGGAGUAUUUGUACCAGCGCCAUCUUCUGGGUGAUUUGCCCUGCAACUCUCUACUCACUGAGAUGCUUCACACCAAGCACAACUAAGGUGUUGCUGCAAAAAAAAUGUGAAAAUUUGAUGAAUGUUGCAACAGGAAACAGGGACGAUCUCUUUAACAGCCCUUUUGGCUACAGUCAAAGAAGUGAUAUGUGAUCCAGGAUCAGCAAUCGGGGGUAAUAUUUACUUUGCCUUGCUUUGUCCAAGUUCCAAUUAUCAACAGUAUUAGCAGUCACGCCACACAGUCUAAUAAAAAACAUUUUUGGCCAGUAUUGUUGUGAGAUCGCAGAUCAAAGGACAAUCAUGGUGUUUAUAGUAAACCGGAAGAGUCAAGCUGUUCAAUGAAGAAAGAAGAAUGCAUUUUUGAAUAAAGGAUUUUGGUUUUGGA